AAUAAAAGGAAUGAUUCCACAAUCACCUGUGCGGACACCAGGAAAGCAAGUAUCCUCCUCAUUCGCAAGAUUUAUGUUCUGAUGCAAAACCUGAGUCCAUUACCAAAUGAUGUUUGCCUGACUAUGAAGCUGUUUUAUUAUGAUGAAGUUACACCACCUGAUUACCAACCUCCUGGUUUUAAGGAGGGUGAAUGUGAGGGGAUGAUAUUUGAGGGAGAGCCUAUGUAUCUGAAUGUGGGUGAAGUGCCAACGCCUUUUCAUAUGCUGAAAGUUAAAGUUACAACUGAAAAGCAACGAAUGGAAAAUGUUGAUAAAAGCAUCUUAAAGCAUGGAGAGACUAAUGUGCCUCUCCAGGUGCUCAGAGUGGACAGAGAUGAUCCAGAAGAGGAGAACCAGGACACGAAUGAAGAUCCUGUCUUGGAUAAUAAAGUGGAAGAUAGGAAUGAUAUAAAUAUUAGAGAAGCUCAAGAACCAAAUUUAACUUGUGAAGAAGAUGAAGUUACAGAGGCUGGAGGGAAGCAGAAUCUGUAUGUUUCUAAUCCUCAGGUUGAUCACUUGGCAAGACAGACAUCUGAACUUAAUGUGUCAGAGAGCAGGACAAGAAGUGGAAAGAUAUUUCAAACCAGCACUGUUCAUCAGUUUGAACUCUCAUCUAGUCAAGAUGUGCUGCCAAAAAGGAGAAAGAUCAGCGAACCAAAGGAGCAGUUUUAG
Molecule: messenger RNA, 711 nt
Organism: Balearica regulorum gibbericeps (East African grey crowned-crane)
Lineage: Eukaryota; Metazoa; Chordata; Aves; Gruiformes; Gruidae
Source: RefSeq, a predicted model, not a curated record